Mesocestoides corti is the source of this 747-nucleotide messenger RNA. The record is from the annotation of a GenBank genome assembly. NCBI's taxonomy places the organism in Eukaryota, Metazoa, Platyhelminthes, Cestoda, Cyclophyllidea, Mesocestoididae.
AUGCCUGAACGUCCUGUGGACUUAGGAGCUAUACUGAAGUCAGAAUUCAUUGCCCCUGGUCGAAUGGGCUACAUUCGAAAUUCCAUGUUUAAACGGGAAACCCUUAUAAGGGCACCAGUAGGAAGGCAUGUUACACGAGGAAGAUCGCUGCCACCGUCAUGCUUUGUCUAUGGCAUGAAAAAUAAGUGGAACCCAAAUGCAAUGAAUGAGUGCAUGACUUGGUGCAACUACAAGCCCGUUUACGACCCUCAAAGGUUCGGGGUUGACUACCAGAAAACAAAUGUGGAAAGUGCCAAGGCGAACAUUUACCGAGUACCCGAGUGGAUAGCCUUCCGAAAGGAAAAGGACUUUCAUAUAAAUCCAGUCGAAAAAAAGGGCGAACGAUUCAAGAAGCCGAUCUUUCCUGUAGAUAUGGUUUUUGGAAGGCCUCCUCGUCCGGGCACACCAUUUAACUGCGUUAUCUCCCAUUAUUACAAAACAGAAUUUGACAGAAAAGCAAUUGAGGAUAAUGUCAAGUUUUUGACAAAAAUGGACAUCCAAAGAAAUAAAACGCCACAGCCAUACGAUACCCUCAAGUCGACAUCUUCUGUGAUGCCUCUGCCCCAGCAACCGAAGUCCGGGAAAUUGUGGACGAUGAAGCGUUUCCAAGGUCAACCACCACGAGUCUCUAGUUACUGGGAUAAGGAACGUGGAAGAAAACUUCAAGAAAAGAUGUUCGAGAAACAUAUUUGCGACGUGCAAAAGUGA